Molecule: messenger RNA, 654 nt
Organism: Dothidotthia symphoricarpi CBS 119687
Lineage: Eukaryota; Fungi; Ascomycota; Dothideomycetes; Pleosporales; Dothidotthiaceae
Exons: 2
Coding region: 157-450 (97 amino acids)
Biological process (GO): vacuole fusion, non-autophagic
Molecular function (GO): endopeptidase inhibitor activity
Source: RefSeq, a predicted model, not a curated record
ACACACUUCCGCUCAAUAACCUACAAUCAACAAAUCACCUUACCUGCAUACGCAAAUCACCCCACUCGCAAUCCCUAAUCACCCCGCUCAAGGCGUCAGUUUUUGUUAAACUACCUGAACUUCCCGUUGCCUCAUCAUCCCGCUCUACUACUCAACAUGCGCUUCACAAUCCUCUCAGUUCUCAUCGCUCUGUUCGCUACCUUCGCCAUGGCCGCCGUUCCGCAGAAAUCCGUUAUCAUUAGCUGGCCGAACGAGACGCCGGAUCACGUUGUCGAGGAGGCUAAAGAAGCUAUUCGAAAGGCAAAUGGAGUUAUUACACACGAAUACAACAUCAUCAAGGGCUUCGCGUGCCAGGCACCGGCUACCGCGCUCGAAUUUGUGUCGACUAUGGCUGAUGGCAUCACCCCCGAGAUCGAGGAGGAUGGCGUUGUGACGACGCAGAACGAGUAGGCUUUUGUGUGGAGACGAUGUUCUGCUGGAUUGGUGCCAGAUCUUCUUGCUCCUUGUCAGUAGACACGUGCUUGGAUUUAGUUUGUUGGUCACGGUCGCGUCAGGUCAUGGCUCUUAUUAUGUGACUUGUAUUAUUGCUUGAUCUUGGAACUUGUAGAGUUGUAUCGGCAUCUUGGUCGUUGAAUGAAACAUUUGCCUUCCCGA